CAGGUUUUCAGUCACACGGAGCCGAAGCCAUGCCUCUCGGGAAAAACGGGAAGAAGAAAAUUGAAGACAUUAAUAUGGUGUACAACAUCAAGGAGAAGCUGGGAGCGGGAGCUUUUUCUGAGGUGGUCCUCGCACAAGAAAAGGAUUCAGAGAGACUGGUAGCCCUGAAAUGUAUCCCGAAGAAGGCUCUGCGUGGAAAGGAGGCCGUGGUGGAAAAUGAAAUUGCAGUCCUGAAAAAGAUUGCUCAUAAAAAUAUCGUCGCCCUUGAAGACAUUUAUGAGAGCCCCAGUCACCUUUACUUGGCAAUGGAACUCGUCACGGGUGGCGAGCUGUUCGAUCGCAUCAUUGAGCGAGGAUAUUACACCGAGAAGGAUGCCAGUCAGCUCGUCCGACAGAUCCUGGACGCCCUGCAGUACUUGCACAAUAUGGGAAUUGUACACCGUGAUCUCAAGGUACCGUGGCCUCAGAAUGAGCUAAAAUUGGGGGACUUUGGCCUCUCCAAGAUUGAAGACGGUGGCAUGAUGGCUACAGCUUGUGGGACGCCAGGUUAUGUUGCCCCCGAACUCCUGGAGCAGAAGCCGUACGGGAAGGCCGUGGAUGUGUGGGCCUUAGGCGUCAUCUCAUACAUUCUGCUGUGUGGAUAUCCGCCUUUCUACGACGAAAACGACUCAGAGCUUUUCAAUCAGAUCAUAAAAGCAGAAUAUGAAUUUGACUCGCCAUACUGGGACGACAUAUCUGAAUCAGCUAAAGAUUUCAUCCGUCACCUUCUGGAGAGAGAGCCGGAGAAGAGGCUGACCUGUGAACAAGCCCUGCAGCAUCCAUGGAUCUCGGGAGACACGGCUCUGGAGAGAGACAUCCACGGUUCUGUCAGUGAACAAAUCCAAAAGAAUUUUGCCCGGAGUCAGUGGAAGAGGGCAUUUAAUGCGACGUCCUUCCUGCGCCAUAUCACUAAAAUGGGUCAAAGUGCUGAAGCGGAUCCCGAGGAAAGCACAGUGGAGACGGUCCAAGAGGAGAAAGAUAAGUGGUGAUUGAAGGUAAGA
Nanorana parkeri is the source of this 1040-nucleotide messenger RNA. It is a transcript of the gene PNCK, whose product is annotated as pregnancy up-regulated nonubiquitous CaM kinase. Gene Ontology annotation, cellular component: intracellular anatomical structure. Gene Ontology annotation, biological process: peptidyl-serine phosphorylation. The record is from RefSeq and is a predicted model, not a curated record. Lineage: Eukaryota; Metazoa; Chordata; Amphibia; Anura; Dicroglossidae. Gene Ontology annotation, molecular function: calcium/calmodulin-dependent protein kinase activity; calmodulin binding; ATP binding. Bases 30 to 1028 code for a protein of 332 amino acids. The transcript is spliced from 10 exons.